AUGAAUGUCGAACUGGCUAAUAAUGAGUCUACAUCUAAUGUGAACCAACUACUCAAUUCUACUGAUGUCAAGAGCUCAUUAGAUAUUACUUCAUUCUCAAAUUCAUUAACCGCCCCAUUUCCUGCCGAAUCAUUAGAUAUAGCUGUUCAUGCUGAUCCCUCGAGGCCACCGGUUUCUUUGUUCUUCAUUUGUCAACUUUUGAGAAAUAGAGGCUUUCACAUUUGCCUCUUAAGCUAUGUUCAUUCUCUUUGUCCAUCUUUACCUGAAAGGGUUAAAAACUUACUUAAAGAGUACGACGAAUCUGCGGAAUGCUCAUCGUUGCCUGUGGUGAAGAUUCACCUUAUCUGGGGGCUAGUUCCAUUGGAUUGCCAAAUCUUUAUUAACUCAUUUAAAUAUCCUCCGCUGUACGGCGAAUCGAUGCUCUUGCGUCUACUCCUUCAGCACUUAAGCUUGACGGAAGAGACCCCCUCCGACACGCUCGACAGUGUAUUAGCCAUAGUUGACUCUCAGAUACUAUUUGGCCGAUCCAAAGACAAGAACGCUGCCGUAAAACGUCUUACCUCUGAGAUAUACUUCGGCCAUGCUACUGUGACCUCACGCCUUGCAUGCCCAUCCCUUCUUGAUGCCUUUGUUUACUCAUCCCUCGUUGUUUCACACAGUCUGGGCUCACUACCGGACGGACUCAAAUCCUGGAUGAAAAUGUGCUCUGAGUGUCCAAGAUUUUCUAACCUGAUAGAAGUGUUUGCCUAA
This is a messenger RNA of Protopolystoma xenopodis, 750 nucleotides long. The record is from the annotation of a GenBank genome assembly. Lineage: Eukaryota; Metazoa; Platyhelminthes; Monogenea; Polystomatidea; Polystomatidae.